AAGUUAAUUGGUUAGGCAUUUUAAUCAUGUUUUGUUUAGUUUUAAAGGUCUGCAAAAUUAUAGAAUCUUAUGCUAAUGGGACAAUUUUAAUGUUUUGGUCGACUUCACGAUAUCGUAUCCUUCAAUUGACCUUGAAUAACUUUAAGAUAUAAAUAUGAAACUUUUAAUGGGUUACCUUAAUUAAAUGUACUAAAAAUGUUCAAUGGAAGAGUUAUCCCCGAGGUCAUGUUUACAUCUGUACGCGCAUGCUCAGUCUUCUUUUUACCCACUUAGCUUGAUAGACACGCUUUGUAUGCUACUUGUAAACCACUACGAAUGUGUAAUGUAAUUGCUUGAUUGGAUGCCAAUAGUUUGCUUUUCUGUUUCUUUAAAAACUAUUUUUUGGAAGAUGUUUUUAAAAGCGUGGAGGCGGUUUUCGCUCGGUUCCUCGUUUUGAGUUCCAUAGCUUGGACGGAGCUAAGCUAGGUUUGCAUUAUGUUGAGAGCAGCACCAGCAGUAGAAGGAGAACCCUGUGUGUUUCUCUUCGAGUCAGAUGGAGGUCAGUGGGUUUGUGAUUUCAGCAGGCAGGGCCGUGCUGGACAUGGUGGAGCGGGAAUGGCAGCCUCUGUCUGCGGAUGAGUUGGAUCAGCGACUGGACCAUGCGGUGGAGGAGAUCCUGGAAACUGAGCUCAUAACGCAGCUAAAAAGUCAGUCGACUUCCCCUCCAACUCCUCCCGCUGCUCCUGUUUAUGUUCACUUACUACAGAGUCAACACAAUGUGGAGCCGCAGGUUCUGCAAACAGCCGCAGCAGUCUGUGGUUCUCCAGUCCAUGAAGAGGAGACGGCGGAUAGUGGAAACAGUGCAGCCGUGAAGUGCAUUACAGAGUUGCUCCAAAGCUCUAAGUCACAGCGCAGACUCGCUGGUCGGGCUCGCCUGUCUCUGUCUCAGACCGUCCUCCUCUCUCUUACUCUGCUGUCUGAGCGUAUAAGCUACCGCACUGUAUCACGGCGCUUGCUCUUGGAAAAAGGAAAUAUCCACAGGAACUUCUUUUCUUUCUGUGAAUGCAUCAGCACACAAGCAGAGAGGAAGAUCACAUGGCCUGUGGGUGAUGAUGCUGCCCAUGCACUUUUCCCACUUGUUCAUCUGGAGAAGAGGACAGAGGCGGCAGAGCAAACUGUUCCCCAGGUUCUUGGAGUGUUGGGACAUACCCACAUCCCUAUGCGCUCGUCAUUAGGGAAACGUGACCUAGAGACAUCGGUCCCUGAAGUGAAAAGGAUUAAGAAGGAGGCUGAUCCAGACUCCUGGUUAAACCUUGAGCUUUUAUGUGACCACAGAGGUCGCUUCCUACACUGUACAGUCAGUAAAGGGUCAGACGUGGACAGAGGCAGUGCCCUAAGACACAAACUCCAACAGCAUCCUGAACUGAUGCCUCCUGGCUCAUGCAUCCUUGCCAAAACUGGCUACCCACUCACUGCUGACAUCAUAACUCCUUAUAGAAAAAGUCUUGGACCAAGAGAAGAGCUCUUUAACAAGAUACUGGAGGAGCAUUUUCUCAUCCUAGGUCAAGCUGUUUCCAGUCUAAAAGCCAGGUUCCAAAGACUCAAGUAUUUGGAUAUUGGGAACUAUGAUCGAGCCAGAGCUGUAGUGCUGACCGCCUGUGUACUGCACAAUGUGUUUUUGGACAUGGGACAGGUGGUUCAAGUAGAAGUAGAAAAAGAAGAUGACCUUAACCACAAGGGAGAUUAUGAGGAAGAGGAGGGCAUAAACAAACGUGAUGCUAUCUCAGAUAGGUUGAUUAAAAGUUUUGAAUUGUCUAGCAUGUAACGUUAUAAUUUAUGCUAUAAUGUGUUUAUUAAAACCUUUGUCACAAGUCACUGUCUUGAAUCUUGGAUCACAUUUCCAGACAGCCAGGACUUUUUAGGGACUUUUGCGAAUAAAUGUCCCUUACAUUAUUUUUUUCUGAGAAACCCUCUGC
Molecule: messenger RNA, 1955 nt
Organism: Cynoglossus semilaevis (tongue sole)
Lineage: Eukaryota; Metazoa; Chordata; Actinopteri; Pleuronectiformes; Cynoglossidae
Product: protein ALP1-like
Exons: 3
Coding region: 533-1804 (423 amino acids)
Source: RefSeq, a predicted model, not a curated record